Syngnathus typhle (broad-nosed pipefish) is the source of this 2756-nucleotide messenger RNA. RefSeq names its product STIL centriolar assembly protein (gene stil). Gene Ontology annotation, biological process: protein localization to centrosome; centrosome duplication; smoothened signaling pathway. Gene Ontology annotation, molecular function: 2-oxoglutarate-dependent dioxygenase activity; methyltransferase activity. The record is from RefSeq and is a predicted model, not a curated record. The coding region runs from base 57 to 2741 and encodes 894 amino acids. Gene Ontology annotation, cellular component: centrosome; centriole. The transcript is spliced from 16 exons. Lineage: Eukaryota; Metazoa; Chordata; Actinopteri; Syngnathiformes; Syngnathidae.
CACGCUAUUGGUCGGCACCGCGUCGAGCGCGACUCCUCCUUCCGCUUGGCUACCGAAUGGCCCGCCAGCCGAGUGACAAACGGCGCCAUUGUCAAAUUGCUUCCGCUCGUGUGUGUUUCCUAUGCGGACAUUUCACCAAAACCAAACCGGAACCCAGAAUACGGAGUUCGUCGACGAUGAGCUGCCCGAUCAACCCCCCGGCUUCUCCGGCUGCUGCUGUUUUCCACAAGGUCUUCAGUUCUCAAAACGUGAGAGGAAGACCUGUGGGAAGGUCACUGGCGGCGCUCAGCUUCCCCAAAGCCAGAACUUGUUUGUGGGAUGGUGGACCCGCCGGGGAGAAGCUCUGCAUUCAUCUGUGCUCUCGCAGAAUGCCCCGCCUCCUGCUGCAUGAGAAAGCUCUUUGUCUGGCUAAGCGUCAUGUGCGCCGAUGCGAGACAGCUGACGUGCACUGCUUCUUCCUGGGCUCUGCGACCGUGGAUGCAGACGAGGGCGGCGUCACGGUGACGCUGGACCGCUUCGAUCCGGGUCGAGAGCGUGCUGGCAACUUAGACUGCGUUCCCGCCGCUGCGCUGCCGGGCGACGUCCUGGUUCCUUGUUUGUUCACCAGCCAGAACAGCUCCAACGACCUGGUCCAAUCGAAGGCCGAGCUGAAACGCUCCAUCUCUGCCUUGCAGGCUCACGUGAGCGGCUCGCAGCCCCUGGAGCUGAGCCAGUUGCUGAAGGUGAAAGGCCGCGUCAGCUGCCAGCCGCGGGGAGACGCUGCAUCCUACCACCUGGCCUGGUCAUCCGUUUGUCUGUCCGUCCGCUUGGACGUCCACCCGCUGUGCCCCGUCCCCAUCAUCCCCACCGCGCUGCUCAGGAGUCUGAGCGGCGCAAUCGGCCGCCGGCGAGGGUUUGUCACCAUGGAUGAGAGCAGGAAGUUGCUGCUGCUGCUGGAGUCUGACCCCAAAGCCUCCAAACUGCCGCUGGUGGGCGUCUGGCUGAGUGGUGUGACUCAGGUGUCCAACCCUCUGGUGUGGGCCUGGUGUCUAAGGUUCCUCUUUGACUGCACCCUCCAGCACAGAGUUGUGUCGGAGGACAACGCAUUCCUGCUGGCCAUCUUCGCCUCCCCGCGUGCAAGCCCUGCCUUCUUCCAGGUUCGUUGGCCCGCCACCACUGCUGCUUCCGCUCCGCUGGACAGCCAGCUGCUGAGCGCCUCGGGGUGCGUGACGCUCGAACAGCAGGGGCCAGCGGUGGAAGGUCAGACGUUGGAGUUUGAGCUGAUAGCCGAAGGUCACGUCCGCCAACUCCAAGUGUUCCAAGACGCUCAAAGCUCCUUGAGCAGCGACGGUCAUCUGAGGGUGGCGGCGCCGUGCAUCAGCGAGCAAGAUUCCGGCGUGGAGGCCGACGAGUGGUCGCCGCGGCCUUCGCCUCUGCCCCACCUCCCUGCGCAGCGGGCACCUGCGGUCCAGCCGGCAGUUCCGGAACUUUCCGUAUUGAUGGAUGACGGCGUGUCCGCCGACGGGCAUCGUGCUCCUCCUCUCCUCCAUAGCACCCCAGACCCCCAGGCGCCUCACCGCCUAAAGUUCUGCGCCGCUCCCAUGCCCGAGCCACGCGACCUUUGGCUUUCCGCGCGGGCCGGCGGUUGUUUUCCUUCAGGCCUGAGCGCCGGGUCGCCCCCCUGUGUGGCAUGCCCCUCUCAUGUGGUGGAAUCAUGCGACGCCCACCAGUUGCUCUUCCAGCAAGACCAGCAGCUCCGCCUCCUGCAGGCUCAGGUCCAGAUGCUGCUAGCAGCUCAGGAGGCCCAGCCAACCUACAAGACAGAGACCUCCUGUACCACCACCACCAGCGUCGCCGUGGCAACAGGCACCAGUCUCCUUUGGGGUGGUGGGACUCCACCUCGCCCCUUGAUCCCGUCCUCGAGGAAAAGUGAGGUUACAGGCCAAGAGUCGCCAGCCGAUGUGGAGUCCGACUUCUGCGGCGAACGCACGCACACAGGGCCCAGCGGUUGCCUGCAGGAAGCGACGAGGAAGGACCUAUCCCAGAGGAAAGGCCGCUGCGGCGGCGGAGCCCAAGAGUCCAUGAGCAUGACGUCGCAGGGCCGCAGGGGAGACGAGACUCAAUACAGGCUGGAGGUUGACCUUCUGACCACGUGGUGCAGGGACAACAACCUCCUGCUGAACGUCGACACGACCAAGGAGAUUGUUGUGGACUUCCGGAAGGGUCACACCCAACACCUGCCGCUGACCAUCGACGGUGCUGUGGUGGAGCGAGUGAGCAGCGCCAAGUUCCUGGGGGUUCACAUCAGUGAGGAUCUCUCCUGGUCCACCAACACCGCAUCACUGGCAAAGAAAGCCCAGCGCCGCCUGUACUUCCUGCGGAAACUUAGGCGAGCGAGCGCUCCUCCGGCCGUCAUGACUGCAUUUUACCGCGGCACCAUUGAGAGCGUCCUCUCCAGCUGUAUUGCUGUUUGGGGUGGCGGCUGCACUGACUACAACUUGAAGGCCCUGCAGCGCAUAGUGAACACGGCUGGUAAGAUUGCUGGUGCUUCGCUCCCCUCCUUGAAGGACAUUUACACCUCCCAUCUCACCCGCAAGGCGACCACGAUUGUGAGUGAUGUGAGUCACCCCGCUCACUCUUUGUUCGAGCUUCUGCCCUCUGGGAAGAGGUACAGAAGCCUGCGCUCCCGCACCUCCAGACUCUCAAACAGCUUCAUACUCCAGGCUGUUAGGAUCCUGAACUCGCUCCCCCGUUCUGCGUAGCGUCCUGUACUUUUA